Messenger RNA from Fusarium poae, 1356 nucleotides. Its product is annotated as Tubulin beta chain (Beta tubulin). NCBI's taxonomy places the organism in Eukaryota, Fungi, Ascomycota, Sordariomycetes, Hypocreales, Nectriaceae. Gene Ontology annotation, cellular component: microtubule; cytoplasm. The record is from RefSeq and is a predicted model, not a curated record. The transcript is spliced from 7 exons. Gene Ontology annotation, biological process: mitotic cell cycle; microtubule cytoskeleton organization. The coding region runs from base 1 to 1356 and encodes 451 amino acids. Gene Ontology annotation, molecular function: GTPase activity; structural constituent of cytoskeleton; GTP binding.
AUGCGUGAAAUUGUGCAUCUCCAAGCUGGCCAAUGUGGCAACCAAAUCGGCUCUGCCUUCUGGCAGACCAUUUCGGGCGAGCAUGGUUUGGAUAGCAGUGGCAUGUAUAAUGGGACCUCCGAACUACAGCUUGCGCGUAUGGACGUCUAUUUCAACGAGACAUCCAGCAACAAGUACGUGCCACGUGCCGUGCUCGUUGAUUUAGAACCUGGCACAAUGGAUGCGGUGCGCUCCGGCCCGCUUAGCCAGUUCUUUCGUCCCGACAACUUUGUCUUUGGACACUCGAGCGCCGGAAACAACUGGGCUAAGGGUCACUACACAGAGGGUGCUGAGUUGGUUGAUCAAGUACUGGAUGUGGUCCGUCGCGAGGCCGAAGGCUGCGACUCCCUCCAAGGCUUCCAAAUCACCCAGUCGCUCGGUGGCGGUACCGGCUCCGGCAUGGGCACGCUGCUAAUUUCCAAGAUUCGUGAGGAGUUCCCGGACCGUAUGAUGGCUACCUUCAGUGUAGUACCGUCUCCCAAGGUGUCUGAUACCGUCGUGGAGCCGUAUAAUGCCACGCUUUCAGUCCACCAGCUGGUUGAAAACUCAGAUGUGACUUUCUGUAUCGAUAAUGAGGCUCUGUAUGAUAUCUGCAAGGGUACCCUGAAGCUAUCGAAUCCUUCCUAUGGCGACCUUAAUCACCUCAUAUCAACCGUCAUGUCUGGCGUGUCAACUUCACUGCGCUUUCCUGGACAGCUAAACUCUGACCUUCGCAAGAUGGCCGUUAAUUUGGUUCCCUUCCCCCGCCUACACUUCUUCAUGGUUGGCUUUGCGCCCCUCACUAGCCGUGACUCGCACUCGUUCAGUGCUGUAUCUAUCCCCGAGCUUACCCAGCAGCUAUUUAACCCCAGGAACAUGAUGACGGGCUCUGAUUUCCGAAACGGCCGCUACCUGACCUGCUCUGCCAUCUUUCGCGGAAAGGUGUCUGCGAGGGAGGUGGAGGACCAGAUGUAUAAGAUUCAGCAGAAGAACUCGGCUUACUUUGUUGAAUGGAUUCCCAAUAACGUGCAGACGAGUCUAUGCUCUGUCCCGCCGCAGGGGUUGAAGAUGUCGUCCACUUUUGUUGGCAACUCGACCGCCAUCCAAGAGAUCUUUAAGCGCGUUGGUGAGCAGUUCACCGCUAUGUUCCGCCGCAAGGCCUUCUUGCACUGGUAUACCGGAGAAGGCAUGGACGAGAUGGAGUUUACGGAGGCUGAGUCCAAUAUGAAUGACCUGGUAUCGGAGUACCAGCAGUAUCAGGACGCAGUCAUCGACGACGACGUCUAUAGCGUGGAGGAGUAUGACGAGGAGGAAGCCCCCGCCAAGGCCGACGCUUAG